AACAUUCCAGACAUCUCUCAGAGGAGAUACAUGUUGAAUAUGCAGCGCGCACGACUGCCGGACAGUCCGUGGACGAUCUCUUCAAACUUGCCACGGAGAUCGUACCAUACUUCAUGGCGCACAAUGCAGAGACCGACGCUUGUGAUCUACUCAUGGAAAUAGACAGACUGGACUAUCUUCUAGAUGUUGUGGAAUCCAGCACAUAUCAGCGGGUCUGCAUUUAUCUUACCAGGUAAUGUAUAUCAAGCCAAGAAUUCGUGAUUGACGAUUUUUGUGCACAAAGUAAGACAUGAGAUAGCUUGGCGUCCCAGAAAAUGGCUGUCUCUAAUUGAGAUUUUUAUAAGUGAUCUCCAAGAUUGAAUUUGUAUUGGUUCAUAUUUAUCGGAAUCCUAUUGAAACACAACUCCAUUUCUUCUUUUAAACGAAGUAAGUCAUCAUAUCCUGUGAAAUGUUACGUUUUUUUAUGCAAAAUGUUUGCAAUGAAAGUUUAUUCAUGCGAUACAGCCGAAUGUAAACAUAAAAUGUAGACCCAAGCGCGCAAAAGAUCACUGUCAUGAUACUAAUUAUGUACUUGGAAAGCCAGAAACCAUCUUUAUGGAAAAGAGCUUUACUUACUCAGUGCUGCGUCUAUUUGGAAUAGCUUAUCAAGUAUAGCCAAAGAAAAAGGCAUAAGUCUUACCAAAUUUACAGUAUUCUUGGCAGCACCUAAUUCAAUGUUUAAAUAAUAUAUAGCGAGUUGUGUACUGUACUUCUGAUUCAAGUUGGAAGCAGGUUGCAUGCGACAGUUUUAGGCAAAAGUUGUGCAGUGUAAUUCGCCCUUGAGACACCCAAUAUUCCUAUUUUAGCUGUGUGAGUUACGUUCCUGAACCAGACGAUAUGAAGUUACUAAAGACAUCACUAGAAAUCUAUAGAAAAUUUGAACGACAUCCUGAAGCCAUGAGGAUUGCAAUACAACUGAAUGACGUUGAGCUCAUUAAAGAUGUAUUCCUUUCUUGUCGUGGAAGGUAAGGUAUACAGGAAGACUACUUUCAGUGUAAUGCAAACUAAACUACAGUAAACUAACUUUAUUUGUACUCCUUUCGUCUCCCUUGCAGUCCAAUAAUGGACAUCGUUCAUUGAUCUGGUGUUAUUACAGGACGAAAUCUAACUCACCUAAAUAUGAAACUAAUUUUUUAUAUAUCUGAAGAUAUAUACCAUCAUCACCACCAUCACUGCUAUUAUCACCAACAUCACUUACAUUAUCAUCACCACCAUCACUGCUAUUAUCACCAACAUCACUUACAUUAUCAUCACCACCAUCACUGCUAUUAUCACCAACAUCACUUACAUUAUCAUCACCACCAUCACUGCUAUUAUCACCAACAUCACUUACAUUGGCAUCACCACCAUCACUGCUAUUAUCACCAACAUCACUUACAUUAUCAUCACCACCAUCAUCACUACCAUCAUUAUCAUCAUCAUCACCAUCAUCACCAACAUCACUCACAUUAUCACCAUAAUUACCACCAUCAUUACCAUAACCAUCAUCACUAUUACCAUCAUCAUCUUGCCAUCAUCAUCAUCACUAUCAUCAUUAUCACUAUCAUCAUCACUAUCAUCAUUAUCAUCAUCAUCACCAUUACCAUCAUCAUCAUCAUUAUUACCAUCAUCACUAUCAUCAUCAUUAGCAUCAUCACUAUCAUCACUAUCAUCACUAUCAUCGCCACCACCGUCGUCACCAUAACCAUCAUCAUCAUUACCAUCAUCAGCUCACGAUCUAUCUGUGUUUCUAGUGCUGAAAAUAAAUUGAUGAUGAAACAACUUGCAUUCAUGUUGGCAAGACAACAAAUAUUUCUUGAACUGGAUGAGGAUAUGGAGGAUAACGAGGAAUUGACUGAAAUUUUAUCUAACACUCAUCUCAAUAAUAACUUCCUUGCGCUCGCGAGAGAGGUAUGACUGAGACCUGGACUAAACUAACUUUAUUUAUACUGUAGAGUUCUAGCAGUUCUAAACACUAGCAUUACAUCUUUUUAUAUAGUUGGACAUUAUGGAGCCUAAAAUUCCAGAUGACAUUUACAAAACACAACUUGAAAGCCACAGUAAGUUAUUUUAAAAAUUCAAUAUCCAUGUCUGAACUUUAUGAAAAUUGUUUACUAUAGACAAGUUUUUAGGACUUGCCGCCAGAAUUUACGUGUGUUCUUGAUGUUACGUGAUUAUAAUGAUGUCACGUUUUCCUUUAGGGUCUUCAUUCGGUAACGUUGCUGUUGAUUCAGCGCGUCAGAAUCUCGCAUCAUCUUUUGUCAAUGCGUUUCUUAAUGCUGGCUUCGGUGCCGAUAAACUGCUCAUGGACGAGAAAUCGAAAUGGAUCUACAAGAAUAAAGACAUGGGUAAGUGGGGGUGGUUGAUAGAAUGUGUUAUGUUACACGACAUGUGCCUUUCACCUGACUUCUCUGUAGCGGAUCAAUAAGAGAUGAUCCUUACUGGACCUCUAGGAAGAACAGUUCAGAACUGAUAGAGCUAUCCAGUAUAAAUAAAGUUAGUUUAGUUUAGGUUUCCUCCUGUAGUAACACUGGAUCAAUUAUUAUUAUUAUUAUUGAUGAAUAUUUUAACAGGAUAAAAACGUCAGUUAUGUAAAAAUUAAAUAAUUAAUUACAAAAACUGCUAUCAAUGUUUGUCCUGUAAAGUCUCAAGAAUAACAAAAAUAGGUAGCCAAAAAGUUAAUAAAUAAAGCCUAAAAAUUACAUAAUUAUAUAAGAAUGGACAAAUAGGAUAAAAUAUCUUACAAAUAUAAUAUUUACAAAGUUAAAAUGUCUUGAAAGAUAAACUAUUUCAAAAUCAUAGAUCUUCGUAAGAGAUGACUCUUACUGGACCUCGAGGAAGAACAGUUUAGAACUGAUAGAGCUAUCCAGUAUAAAUAAAUAAAGUUAGUUUAGUUUAGGUUUCCUCCUGUAGUAACAUUGGAUCAAUAAGAGAUGAUCCUUAAUGAAACUGAUAGAGUGUAAAUAAAGUUAGCUUACAUGAUUAAUUCUCCACUCUUUACUGUAGGUAUAAUGAGUACUACAGCAUCACUCGGCCUGAUCUUAAUUUGGGACGUAGAUGGAGGUUUAACACAGAUAGAUAAGUAUCUGUACUCGGCUGAAGACUAUAUAAAAGCUGGAGCAUUGCUUGCCUGUGGAAUUGUUAACUCCGGAGUAAGGAAUGAAUGUGAUCCUGCGUUGGCCUUGUUAUCUGAUUACAUUCUCCAUCAAAAUAAUGUCAUGCGUAUUGGUGCCGUUGUCGGGUAAGAUGCGAAGUCUUACCCCUGGUUCACAGACGAGCAAGUUUUCUAUGACAAGUUUUAUGUGACAAGUUUUAUUUGCCAAGUGCACGUGUGUAUAUUCAACAAAUUUUAUAUGACAAGUUUUCAUACGACAAGUUUUAUUUACUGGUGUGAACGUGUCAACAAGUUUACUUUGACAAUUUAUUAUAGUAGCCAGCUGGCCAAUCACAACAAAUGCUCAGGUUACUUUGACAAGUUUUCUUUGUUGACCCAUACAGACGAACAAAACUUGUACUUUGACAAUUUUUCUAUGACAAGUGCACUUGUUCAAAAGCUACAGUAGCAUGCUAGCUUUUGAACAAGUGCACUUGUCAUAGAAAAAAAUGUCAAAGUUGCGCGUACAGACGAGCAAAUAAAACUUGUCACAUAAAAACUUGUCAUAGAGAACUUGCUCGUCUGUAACCGGUUCACACUCAGCAAAUUGUCGGCGAUUUUGUAUUUCUGACGGAUGGAAAUGAGUGAACUCACACACAAAAGUAUAGAGUCGCUUUUCAGAAUUCGACAAUUCUAAGUCUUUUGCAUGUCAUUUAUUCGAUCACAUUUGCCAGGAAGAGAAAAAUCGCCGACAGAAUGGGCAGUUCCAGCUACAGACUAAAUUUUGAUCUAGAUCCUUCAGAACUUAGAAUUUACCGAUGCAAAAUUCCUACUGUGACCUCAGUUUAAAGGCCUGAUUUACACUAGCAAUGGAUUAUUCCUGCUAUAGACUAAAUUUUGAUCCCAUCUGCUCACGAUUUAGUGAUCGGAAUUUGCCAUUGCCUUUUCUUUGUUUUGAAAAUCCCACUGUUCUCCAUGUCAUCCAGUCAUGAUCGAGUGAUCAGAAUGUUCCAUUGUCUUUUCAUUGUUUUGAAAAUCCCACUGUUCUCCAUGUCAUCCAGUCAUGAUCGAGUGAUCAGAAUGUUCCAUUGUCUUUUCAUUGUUUUGAAAAUCUCACUGUUCUCCAUGUCAUCCAGUCAUGAUCCAGUGAUCAGAAUGUUCCAUUGUCUUUUCAUUGUUUUGAAAAUCCCACUGUUCUCCAUGUCAUCCAGUCAUGAUCCAGUGAUCAGAAUGUUCCAUUGUCUUUUCAUUGUUUUGAAAAUCCCACUGUUCUCCAUGUCAUCCAGUCAUGAUCCCGUGAUCAGAAUGUUCCAUUGUCUUUUCAUUGUUUUGAAAAUCCCACUGUUCUCCAUGUCAUCCAGUCAUGAUCCAGUGAUCAGAAUGUUCCAUUGUCUUUUCAUUGUUUUGAAAAUCCCACUGUUCUCCAUGUCAUCCAGUCACGAUCCAGUGAUCAGAAUGUUCCAUUGUCUUUUCAUUGUUUUGAAAAUCUCACUGUUCUCCAUGUCAUCCAGUCAUGAUCGAGUGAUCAGAAUGUUCCAUUGUCUUUUCAUUGUUUUGAAAAUCCCACUGUUCUCCAUGCCAUUCAGUCACAUACCCUGGUUCUCUUUGCGAGAGUGACGAUCUUGUGAUCGGAAUGUUCCAUUGUCUUUUCAUUGUUUUGAAAAUCUCACUGUUCUCCAUGUCAUCCAGUCAUGAUCCAGUGAUCAGAAUGUUCCAUUGUCUUUUCAUUGUUUUGAAAAUCCCACUGUUCUCCAUGUCAUCCAGUCAUGAUUGAAUGUUCCAUUGUCUUUUAAUAGGCAAUUCCAGCUACAGACUAAAUUUUGAUCUAGGCAAGAAGAACAAAAUCCAUCAGCACAGCCAGAAAGAGCAUGUUAAAAUUAGUAAAAUUGCAAAGUUUGGCCGCGAAGUGUUGUAAAAUGAGGAAAAUAUAGCCCUGCGAAAUUUGCAAAUUUUGUAUUAUUUUUUAUCACGCACGGGAAAAUGCACCACAUUUGGGCCGAAAGUGGUGCAUGUUUCCCGCGCGUGAUACAAAUUAAUGCAAAAUUUGCAAAUUUCGCAGGGCUAUAUGUUCCUCAUUUUACAACCUUUCGGGAGCAAACUUUGCAAUUUUACUCAUUUUAACAUGCUCUUUCUAGCUGUGCUGAUGGAUUUUGUUCUUCUUGCCUACAGUAGAUCAAAAUUUAGUAUAUAGCUGGAAUCAUGGUUUACACUGUGAUCAGAGUAAGAAUUUUCCAUUGGUAAAAUCUACAUAAGUUUUGAAGGAUUUCUAAGAAAUGUUUGAGCAAACUGCUUAAUGUUUAACACUGACUCAGUUUCCUCAAACAUUCCUUACGAAUCCUUCAAAACUUACAAUUUACCUAUGCAAAAUUCCUACUGUGAUCACAGAAACUCCAGCCUUUAUCCUUACUCUGUGCUUUAGGGUUUGAUAUUUAACCAUUUUCAGAUGUUGUAAAAUUUCGAUUUUCAUGGCGCAGUCUUCAAAGCAGGUAUCCUCGUCCAGGGAUGGAUCCAGCAUGGUCUGGUAGGGGGGGUGCUCCGCCAAAAAAAAUUUCGGAAAGCAACAACCUCCCCCCCCCCAUCGACAACUUUUUAGGGAAAAAUUUUUUCCGGACGAGUACGUUGCAAUUGCGUUCCAGCGACUUUACACAUCCAUCAACUUGCUUAACCACUGCAAAGUCUAGCUACAGUAUUUGAAUUGUAAUUGUUGUUCACAGUUCGCUUAUCAUCAUGUUAUUACUCAAAUUACUGAAUCUCAUUUUGUCUCUGAUAAUUUUUUGCUUUAUCAUGAAAAAUAGCAUCCCCCCUGCACCCCUCCUGGCCAGGGCUAGGGGGGCUGUGCACCCCCCUGCACCCCCCCCCAGUAAAUCCAUCCCUGUCCUCGUCUGACCGAGGUUUUAGUCAUUGACCUUUUUCUCGUUCUUUUCUAACAAACUUAAAUAUUCUGUUUUUCUAGACUUGGUCUUGCUUAUGCUGGUUCGAACCGGGAGGAUGUGUUGUCAUUAUUAUAUCCAGUACUUAAUGAUAAAAGUUCCACGAUGGAGGUAUUAUUAAAUACACUUAUUUAUAAACGACUGCUCUGUCAGUUCUAAACUGUUCUUCCUAGAAGUUUGUUAAGAACCAUCUCUUAUUGAUCCAGUGUUACUACAGGAGGAAACCUAAACUAAACUAACUUUAUUUAUACUGGAUAGCUCUAUCAGUUCGAAACUGUUCUCCCUAGAGGUCCAGUAAGGAUCAUCUCUUAUUGAUCCAGUGUUACUACAGGAGGAAACCUAAACUAAACUAACUUUAUUUAUACUGGAUAGCUCUAUCAGUUCGAAACUGUUCUCCCUAGAGGUCCAGUAAGGAUCAUCUCUUAUUGAUCCAGUGUUACUACAGGAGGAAACCUAAACUAAACGAACUUUAUUUAUACUAGAUAGCUCUAUCAGUUCGAGACUGUUCUCCUUAGAAGUCCAAUGACUUCCAGCGCUGGUACAGUACAAGAGCAAGCUAAUUUUAUUUAUACUAGAUAACUCUAUUACUCCUUCACUGAGUUUCGUCCACUGGUAUUCUGUUUAGAUUAUCGGGCAAACGGCAUUGGCUUGUGGUACGAUUGCGGCCGGUUCGUGUAAUGGUGAAGUCAGUGAAAUUUUGAUUCAAGCCCUGAUGGAUAGAAGUGAGGCGCAAAGGAAAGACACUCAUUGUCGCUUUAUUGCUUUGGGAAUUGGAUUGACGUAUUUAGGUAGGUGUUGGUAG
This is a messenger RNA of Paramuricea clavata, 6844 nucleotides long. NCBI's taxonomy places the organism in Eukaryota, Metazoa, Cnidaria, Anthozoa, Malacalcyonacea, Plexauridae. The record is from the annotation of a GenBank genome assembly.